This is a messenger RNA of Cebus imitator (Panamanian white-faced capuchin), 693 nucleotides long. RefSeq names its product refilin-B-like. Gene Ontology annotation, cellular component: actin filament bundle. Gene Ontology annotation, molecular function: filamin binding. NCBI's taxonomy places the organism in Eukaryota, Metazoa, Chordata, Mammalia, Primates, Cebidae. The record is from RefSeq and is a predicted model, not a curated record. Gene Ontology annotation, biological process: negative regulation of chondrocyte development; negative regulation of bone mineralization involved in bone maturation; skeletal system morphogenesis.
AUGCUGGCGACCACAGAGGACUCACAUCUCUCCAACCUGUGGCAUCGAAAGGAGGGUGCCAAGACUUUUUAUACCCGAAAAACCACCUUGGGAGUGGGGGUGAAACACACCUACCUGGUCACGUAUGGCUGUGCACUGAGCCUGUGCCCGUCCUUUGGCAAAGGAGGGUUUGACCCCUUACCACCAAAGGAAGUAAGGUACACCUCCUCGGUCAAGUCCAACUCACAGCAGCACAGCACUGACAGCGUGCAGCUGCCCCUGGGCCUGGCCAUGACCUCCUGCAGCCAGACGGUCACCUACAUCUCCAGCUGCACGUGGCGCAACUAUAAGGCUGAGGGGCACUUCGAGCUGUGCCACAAAGCCACGCACUUCCUCAGCACCACCAUCGUCUACUCCAAGUACCCCAAGACCGUCUACACCACCACCCUGGAUUACAGCUGCCAUAAGAUGCUGAGGAAGUUUCUGUCCAGCCUGGAGCUCAGAGCUCGGAUGAAUGCUCACUCAGCAGGCUGGGCUGGGGUUGAACCUGCUCCUCCCCUGUGCUGCCCCCAGCUACCCGGGCCAACCUGGGCAACCUUGCUCUUCAUGUCAUUCCAGCCCCAGAGGGGUCUAACCUACAGAUGCCUCCAAGCCCAGCUAGGGGAAGAAAAAAAAACACUGCUUCUCAUAAUUAUUGAGGUCUUCAUGUUUUAA